AUGACUUACGGUGAAAGCAGUGGACGCCUUGGUCAAAGAGCACGCCGUCCCGCUUCCCCUCGCCGCGUUGCCCUCUUGGUCAUCCCCAUCUCCCACUUCCCUCCGGCCCAGUCCCGAGCAAGCAUCCCGCCCGGUACUAGUAGCCACCGCGCCGUAGAUGAACCCAGCGAGCAGGAUGAUGAUGACGAUGGUCUCGGUCGUGACUGGGAUGACCCGACGUUUCCGGGUCGAGUCUUGGACGCGAGGGUAGUGAUCAGACCGCUAGGCCCGUCAGCUUUGCCGUCACAUAACACCGCAGAAAGAGUGCAAGACUGUUUUACUCACAAGCCGUUCGCAACCAGUAUCAAGAUGUUGUCGGCUCCAUUGGCAGGACGGGGGACGCGGCGGAGAAGCUGUAUGGACGCCGCCGAGAGGGCGAUGGAGAUGAUGCCGAAUGUCAGGGAUGCGACUCGGAAGGCGAGAAGGGCGCGAGGGGGGAUAGUGGGGAGGCCCACCCCCUUUAUACAAGCGACAUUUGGAGGACAUGUCCAUGGGGCUAUGAGAGAAAAAAAGGCAGUGGAGCCGUCAUCAAGAGCUUGGCAGUACGGUAGAAGCAGCAGCUCCGCCGGCACACAGCUGGCUGCUCCCCCUGAGUUCUCGUCCUUUGAAGCAGUGGGGCCGGCAGGAAGUCGGGGGGAUAGCGGGGUCUUUGCAGUAUCGGGCCGCAUGUGGGGUGGGCGGGUCUGCUCUUCGGCAUUGCGCAUAGCGAUGAAACGAAGCAUAAGUGAGCGAUAA
Molecule: messenger RNA, 774 nt
Organism: Dioszegia hungarica
Lineage: Eukaryota; Fungi; Basidiomycota; Tremellomycetes; Tremellales; Bulleribasidiaceae
Exons: 3
Coding region: 1-774 (257 amino acids)
Source: RefSeq, a predicted model, not a curated record